CACUAACAUGAGAGGUCCAUACAUGUGAUAUCAGGUUGGCAAACGACGUCAAGAGGAUAGCAAAUAUUCAGACUGUGCGCAAAUUCGGGACAACAAGCACUUCGACACAAGGCUUGUCAAUCAUUUGAUAAUCGAACAAGACCAGACUUCCAAGACCAUAACCACAGAGCACUGCGUACCUUUCCUACAAUGGCAACCACGACAGGAGAUGAGAGCAGACAUGACAAUCAAAUCAUCCUCUUCACCUUCCCCGAAUCUGUCUAUGGUCGAAGAAUCGUUCGCUACCUCAACCUCCGCCAAAUUCCCUUCACUCAAAUCCGCGUUCCACCAAAUAUGCCUCGACCCAUCCUCUCUGAAAGACUAGGAAUUCAUUAUCGACGCAUUCCCGUCCUCUCAAUAGGACGAGACAUCUACAUCGACACGCGUCUCAUUCUCCGCAAAUUAGAAUCUCUCGACACAAUCGGGGACCCAUCAACUCGUCUCGGAGCCAAAGACUCCUUCGGAAGUGGAAUCGAAGAUAUCCUAGAAGAAUUCAUCAUCGAUGGCGGACCAUUUUGGCGUACUGCCGGCUUGAUUCCCGUAAAUUCUCCUUUGAUGCAAGAUCCAGUUUGGGUGAAAGAUCGAUUUGAUGGGAGUGGAGGGCAAUUCACCAAGGAGAAAUUGUUGCAGUUAAGGGAAUGGAAUUUGAGUCAGGAGAGGUUGUAUUUUGGGAUGGUGGAGAAAUUGUUGGGGGAUGGGAGGAAGUGGUUGCUUGGUGGGGAGGGGCCGGGUUUGGCGGAGAUUCAUGCGGGGUGGGUUUUUGAUUGGGCGAUUAGUAUGGCGGAGGGUGUGCCGGAUGGGAGGUAUGCGGCGAAGGAGGACUUGAGGAGGGAGUUGGGUGAGGAGAGGUUUCCGAAGGUGUGGAGUUGGGUGAGGAGGUUUAGGGAGGUUACUGCGGAGGGUGAGCAGAGGAAUCUGGGCGCGGGUGUUUUGGGUGAAGGGAGCGAUGCUGAGGAUGCUGUCGUUGAGAGGAUUUUGAAAGCUCAAUUCACGGAAGCGGGCGACCUCGAAUUCGAUGCGAGUGAUGUGUUGGGGCUGAAGAAGGGCCAAAAAAUCAGCAUUUCGCCUACUGACUUUGGCUUCACGCACAAAGACGAAGGCAAGUUAGUGGGACUGACGAAGGAUGAGGUGGUGAUCGAGAGUCCGGUGCCCAAGGAGCAGGGCAUCUUGCGUUUGCACUUCCCACGAUUCAACUUCAAGGUUCUGCCGGCAAGCUAA
Cercospora beticola is the source of this 1257-nucleotide messenger RNA. RefSeq lists its product as uncharacterized. The record is from RefSeq and is a predicted model, not a curated record. NCBI's taxonomy places the organism in Eukaryota, Fungi, Ascomycota, Dothideomycetes, Mycosphaerellales, Mycosphaerellaceae.